Messenger RNA from Lathyrus oleraceus (garden pea), 1122 nucleotides. RefSeq lists its product as uncharacterized. NCBI's taxonomy places the organism in Eukaryota, Viridiplantae, Streptophyta, Magnoliopsida, Fabales, Fabaceae. The record is from RefSeq and is a predicted model, not a curated record. Bases 1 to 1122 code for a protein of 373 amino acids. The transcript is spliced from 4 exons.
AUGCCUCCGCGUAUUGAUCCUACUGCAAAUCGAAUCACAAAUUGUGAUGUUGAUUCGGUUUACUAUGUUCAUCCUAGCGAAGGUCCCAAUUCUGUUAGUAUUCAACCUCAAUUGAAUGGUUCGAAUUACAUCUCGUGGUCAAGAUCCAUGGAAAGAGCUCUUGGAGCUAAGAACAAGCUUGCGUUCAUCAACGGAUCCAUUAGUGUUCCAAAAAGAUUUGAUAAAACCGAUAGAAUUCGCGUAUCUAAUUUGCGUGCUGAGAUUAACAAUCUCAAACAAGGAAACAAAUAUGUUCUUGACUAUUUCACUGAACUUCAUGGUUUAUGGGAAGAAUUGAACUCUCAUAGACCAAUCCCUAGUUGUACUUGUGCUCAACAAUGCAGAUGUGAUGCUAUGCAUAGUGCUCGAGAAUUUCGUCUUGAAGAUCAGAUUAUACAAUUCUUAACAGGAUUGAAUGAAAAAAAAAUUGUUAUCAAAACUCAGAGUAACAAUAUUUAUGUGUUGAGUCAACCUGAUUCUAAUUCAUAUGAUUCCGCUAUUGAUGAAGCAAUUAGACUUGUUAAUGCAUAUGAUUCAAGGAAGUUUGCUGGUAAAUCUUCCAACUCUUAUGGUGGAGCAUCUAACAAUAAGAAAGAUGGUAGAGUAUGCACUUUUUGUCACAAGACUGGCCAUACAAUUGAUGUGUGUUAUCGCAAACAUGGAUUUCCUCCCAAGUUUACCAGAAAGCAAACAUCAACAAAUGCUUCUAAUGCUGUUGAUACACAAAAUAUGAUGAACACUGGAAUAGAAGGUUCUCUCAAUAAUUCAAGUGACAGCAUCACUCAAGAACAGUAUGCUCAAUUGAUUGGUUUUCUACAACAAACAAAUUUGUUGCCUUCCAACCCUACCCCAAAUCCAAGUGCCAACCAUAUUUCCACUCAUUUUAGUCAUACACCAAAUGAGAAUUCAGGUAAACUUUUUGUUUCUACAGUUUCAUGCUCCACUUACAUAAAACCUGAUUUUUGGAUUUUAGAUUCUGGUGCCAAUGAUCAUGAUGUGAAAACAAAGAAGAUGAUUGGUUCGGCUAAUCAAGUGGAAGGGUUGUACAGACUCAGGACAGAUAUUGAUUCCAUUCCUGCAUAA